Molecule: messenger RNA, 1066 nt
Organism: Nomascus leucogenys (northern white-cheeked gibbon)
Lineage: Eukaryota; Metazoa; Chordata; Mammalia; Primates; Hylobatidae
Source: RefSeq, a predicted model, not a curated record
AAGUCUGCAGCUUGGAACCAUGGGUAAGGCCAAUUCUUCAGUGGUGUCUGAAUUUGUACUUUUGGGACUCUGUAGUUCUCAAAAACUCCAGCUUUUCUUUUUUUUUUUCUUCUCUGUGUUGUAUAUGGUCAUUGUGCUGGGAAAUCUUCUCAUUAUCCUCACAGUGACUUCUGAUACCAGCCUGCACUCCCCUAUGUACUUUCUCUUGGGAAACCUUUCCUUUGUUGACAUUUGUCAGGCUUCUUUUGCUACCCAUAAAAUGAUUGCAGAUUUUCUGAGUGAACACAAGACCAUAUCUUUCAGUGGCUGCAUAGCCCAAAUUUUCUUUAUUCACCUUUUUACUGGAGGGGAGAUGGUGCUACUUGUUUCGAUGGCCUAUGACAGGUAUGUAGCCAUAUGCAAACCCUUAUACUAUGUGGUCAUCAUGAGCCGAAGGACAUGCACUGUCUUGAUAAUGAUCUCCUGGGCUGUGGGCUUGGUGCACACAUUAAGCCAGUUAUCAUUUACUGUGAACCUGCCUUUUUGUGGACCUAAUGUAGUAGACAGCUUUUUUUGUGAUCUUCCUCGAGUGACCAAACUUUCCUGCCUGGGCUCUUACAUCAUUGAAAUACUAAUUGUGGUCAAUAGUGGAGUUCUUUCCCUAAGCACUUUCUCUCUCUUGGUCAGCUCCUACAUCAUUAUUCUUGUUGUGGUUUGGCUCAAGUCUUCGGCUGCAGUGGCGAAGGCAUUUUCUACGCUGGCUUCCCAUAUCGCAGUAGUAAUAUUAUUCUUUGGACCUUGCAUCUUCAUCUAUGUGUGGCCAUUUACCAUCUAUCCUUUGGAUAAAUUUCUUGCCAUAUUUUACACUGUUUUCACCCCCAUCCUAAACCCCAUUAUUUAUACACUAAGGAAUAGGGAUAUGAAGGCUGCCAUAAGGAAAAUUGUAAACCAUUACCUGAGGCCAAGGAGAAUUUCUGAAAUGUCACUAGCAGUGAGAACUUCCCUUCAUUAAGACAAAACUCCUUCAAAUUCCUCAGGUCAAUACUGUGUUUAAUAUUUUAAUGUAUUUUUGUGGUAUAUCUCAAUU